UAUAAAAUUGAUUGAGGAGGGAAUUUCCUGUACGACCGGAAGCAGAUGCGCGUGGUUGCCAGCGACAAGCGUCAACAUGGCUGACCCUAAAACGAAAGACUCCAAGAAAUUGGACGAAUUCAUCACCAAAGUAGAUGAAAUUGAGACUCUGGUGAAAACUCUUAAAUAUGGAGAAGAUGAUGAUGUCAAGAAAGCCAUGCAGAAAGCUGAUGAAAUCAUUGCCAAAAACCAAGCACAGCUGACUGAGAAACUGAGUCAGACAGAAGAGGAUGAAGAAGAGUCCAAGGAACCCCUGCCUGAAACAAAAACUGGCUUCAGUAAAACUGUUAUCAAUAAAUCAUCCUCAGCAUCUCAACCUCCAUCUUCUCCACAAUCAAUGGGUCCAGUGGACCAGCAAGGUUUCAUGGCAGCCAUGGAAGCAGAUGCAAGGGAGAGAGCAGAAAGGAGAAAGAUCGGAGAGAAGCAAGCUAACGAAUUAAAAGAGAAAGGAAAUGAGGAAUUUCGGAAAGGAAACUAUGAGAAAGCACUGGAACUGUACACGGAAGGGCUGUCUCAUCUUAAAGAUCAUCUUGCCUUGUGGACAAAUAAAGCGCAGACAAAUAUUAAGUUAUGUAGAUUCGAGGACGCUCUGGUAGACUGUGAUUGGGCAAUCAGAGUUUUUCAAAACAGCAUGAAAGCACAUGUUCUUAUGGGAAAAGCAUAUAUGGGACUAAAUAAGUAUGAAGAGGCAAGAAAGGCUUACAAGAAAGCUCUUGAAUGUGAACCUAGUAAACAGAAUCUUAUCAAUGAUUAUUUGGCAGAAGUUGACAGAGCAGAAAGAUCCCAUCAAGAAGAGGAAAAGGCAAAGGAGGCCUUCCAAGCAGGGGAAAAAGGCCCAGUAGCUUUGCUCCAACAACUGCAGAAAAAAGACCAACUUCCCAUUUAUUACAGUGGAGGGUUUCAAGUCUUGAAAAAUUUCCUGAAAAACAAUGAACAGAAAACUCUUUUCAGAACCGAAGGGGGAUUCCAAAUAAUUACUGAUCAUCCAUGUUUCUCUAAAUGUUUCUCUGCUUCUCCAAGAAGUUUAUCCAAAGAAGAACUUGAUAUGUUGAACUCUGGAAUAAAUAUGUUUGCUUUGGCUUGUGAGGAGAAUGAAAAAAAUCAGGAGGUUCUCUUGUUAACAGAAGGACUGCCAGAGAAACUUAUGAGGUUCAUGGAGGUAAAAAUCAAAGGGCCGGGUCGUGUUCUGAAAUCCAGCUGUGUGAAGAUACUUCAUGCAGUAACUAUAUCUGUUGUUGGAAGGUCAAUGGUUCUUCAAAGAUUUGACAUUCCAAGAUUAUUAACCAUUGUGUUCAAUUUGAUUCGUGUAAAUGAUGAUGCUGCAUUAACUGCAGGAUGUGUUCUGAACAGUCUUGCACUUGACAACAAGUUUAAGCAACAGUUGAGGGACAAUAUUGAAAUUGAUGUCCUGCCAGCGUUUGAAAAUGUUCUGAAAGACGCAUCCAGUAACCAAGCAGUUUUACCUACCUGUGUCUCAACAAUUACCAACCUCUCAAAUGACGUGGUCAUUAGAAAAAAGUUGACAGACAGGAAGGAGCUGUGGAAAAUUCUUGUGGAUGCUGUGUUUAACCAUAAAGAAAAAUUACCUCAGCCCCUUAGUGUUGAGCUUGUUGAAGCAUGUUUGGGUCUCAUGUUUAACUUGACCCAUGAACAGACUAGCGUGACAUUUAAAGAGUUCAGCCUUCCCAUUUGCAAGCAAUGUUUGAUGAUUUGUCAGUCUUUGAAGCACUUUAAACUGAUGGUGUCUCGCAGUCUUGGUAUCUUAAGCCAUGUUCUUCCAUCUUCCAUCCCAUCAGUUGACUGGUUUUGUGACAAUGGAGGAGUUGAGGUUCUUAUGUUCAUUUUGAAGAAUGAUGAAUCCAUCAACAGAAAAUAUGCCCUGAAGGCUCUCACAGGCUGCACGCAGAUUAAUGACCACGCCCGUGUCUUCAUUGUGGACCACAAAGGACUUGGAACACUCAUGAAACAGCUCAAAAGUGAGGAUGAAACGGUGGUUGGAAAUGCUGCACUUUGUCUCAGCCAUUGCACUCAGAUCCCCAAGGUCUGUGCAGCUCUGUCUAAGACAGACAUCAUCAAGGAUCUUCUUGUUCUGGCCAGGGAUGGAAAGAAAUCCGGACUCCAACAGAACUGUGCCAUUCUAAUAGCCAAGCUUGCUCAAGGUGACCAGAGAAACUUAGAGAGACUAAGAGAACUUCAUGGUGUUGAUAUUUUACACGACUGUAUGAAAUAUUUAAAGUAAAAGUUUUUGUGACAAAGGUGCUGAAUUUCUGGUCAGUACCAGUAUAUGGUUUCCAUUUUUUUCAUUACUCUAACAUUUCAUUAUAUACUGUGUGCAUGCAGUCUAUUUUUGUGAUUUCUCUAUGAUAUGUAUUGACAGAUUAAAUGAAAUGAAUACACAUA
Messenger RNA from Magallana angulata, 2439 nucleotides. RefSeq names its product tetratricopeptide repeat protein 12-like. Gene Ontology annotation, molecular function: protein binding. The record is from RefSeq and is a predicted model, not a curated record. The transcript is spliced from 2 exons. Lineage: Eukaryota; Metazoa; Mollusca; Bivalvia; Ostreida; Ostreidae. Bases 77 to 2278 code for a protein of 733 amino acids.